Messenger RNA from Macroventuria anomochaeta, 1673 nucleotides. RefSeq lists its product as uncharacterized. The transcript is spliced from 6 exons. Lineage: Eukaryota; Fungi; Ascomycota; Dothideomycetes; Pleosporales; Didymellaceae. The coding region runs from base 159 to 1673 and encodes 504 amino acids. The record is from RefSeq and is a predicted model, not a curated record.
CAGCAGCAAAAUUCGUCGUCUUGUCUCAAGAUCGCUCCCAUGUGACGGCUUAUGUUAACGCACUUCCCGGCAGAGUCGUCUACAUGCAGUUUACCGACCCGGGAUGAUCAUCGUCACCUCGUCUGAGAUCAAACCCUCAAACACUUUGCGUCAACGCCAUGGAAACAUCUGAGUACUUCGAACGCACUUUGUUCUACGAUAAAAGUCCUGAUGCAAACGAUUAUUACGAGAGUUCUGCAGGACUAGUCUUCGUGGGAAAUUCUACGGAGACACCUGUUGAAGUUCGAGUGCAAUCAUGCAGCAAGUUCCUCCAGAUUGAGAAGACAACUCGCGACACAAACUCUGAAAACCGAGUGGUUAUCAGCAAGGAAGAAUACCCUGACAGUACAGAAUCCGUAGACAGGCUGGAAUACCACUCAGACCAUCGACCUAGACAGGCAGAUACCGUGCACGAUGGUUGUUAUCCAUUCGCAUACAAAGAUACAAAGCUUUCGCCGGAUUCUGCGAAGGACAUCACAAAGGAUCCAUUUGAGCGGCUCCUUGAUUCUUGUCAUGUCUUCCUGCGGUUCACCGACUACGUUACUGGACUUUGUGCUAAGACCAGUGAUUCUGAAGUGGGACCACCACCUCUGAAGUUCAGGCCUUUGCGCUCAAUAAACGACAGCAUGUAUCGUGGAUUUGGCCAGUUCGCAGUCUAUCAUCGUUACAAGCCUGCUCAGAACAGUCCAUGUUCGAUGUGGAUCUUGGCUGGGGUGUCGCAAUGUACAGAGCCAUGCCUCGAUGGAUACACACGAAGUGUCUGUGAUUUGGCCGGAGCCAACCCCUUUGAGAUACACAUGAUCUUCCUCGACACAUGUAUCACCAACUGGAGACCAUACUUGGCUCAUUUGACUCGACUGGUGAAAGAACAGUCUGGCAGAAGUUCUGGAUUCAUUUUGAGCGGCAAUCAGAGCAAGAACCUCGUUACGAUUACAGUCGAAGAUCAUCAGCAGUUGAAGGAGAUUGAAGAUGACGUAGCCGAUCUUGUCCUAUGUCUGGAUUCUACAUUGGAUACCCUGACGUCCUUCAUGCGUAUGUAUGAAGACUUUCGGCUUCACCGUCAGGAAUCCCAAACCAUCAACGAAGUUCAAAAGGCUUGUGUGUCCAAAUGCAAUGCCAUAGUGGUUGCAUUCGAGGAGAAAGCGCAAGAGAUAUCGUACAACCGCAAAAAGGCGGACAACUUACAGUCCAAGAUUCAAAACACCAGGAAGCUUGUAUCCUCACUGCUCGAAAGACAGAGCGCUCACAAUAUCAACCAGCAGAUAGGCGCGCUCGAAAGCCUCGAAAAACAAGGUCAGCAGGAGAACAGAAGCAUGAGACAAUUCACCGAAAAGAGCAGUCGAGACUCCUCCAGCAUGCGCAUCCUUACUAUCAUAACCAUGGUCUACUUGCCUUGCACCAUUGUCUCCAACUUCUUUUCGACACAAUUCGUGAACCAGAUCGAAUCAGACACAGGGGCUUUCACACUUCAGUACGCCCAAAAUACUUGGCUCUUUUUCGCGAUAUCAGUGCCCUUGACACUCUUUACCAUUUUCGUGUGGUUUUUAUGGAAACACCUAUGCUCACAAGGGAUCUGUCAGCCUGCAUACAACAGUCAUUGGGCUCAUGGGCUGGAAUGUCGUUCACAAGGCUGA